CAACCAUUUAAAAAAAGUCAUUACCUCACCCAAUCACAAAUUCCUUCUCCAUUUCCUUUUUCUAUUCUUUCCUUUGCUGAUUGUUCUCUCCGCGUUCUCUCAAAUAAUAAUAAUCCUACCACCCACCCGCAACCAGAAGCCACCACCAUCCACAAGGGAGGAUCAAUAAUCUCUUCGUCUCAGAUUUGAGAUGGCAUCGAAGCGGAUCUUGAAGGAACUCAAGGAUUUACAGAAGGAUCCUCCUACAUCAUGCAGCGCAGGUCCUGUAGCUGAAGACAUGUUUCAUUGGCAAGCAACGAUCAUGGGUCCUCCAGAUAGUCCAUAUGCUGGGGGUGUUUUCCUAGUCACUAUUCAUUUCCCGCCCGAUUAUCCAUUUAAGCCUCCAAAGGUAGCUUUCAGAACAAAGGUAUUCCAUCCAAAUAUAAAUAGCAACGGAAGCAUUUGUCUGGACAUCUUGAAGGAGCAAUGGAGCCCUGCACUUACCAUAUCCAAGGUGUUGCUUUCAAUCUGUUCUUUGUUGACGGAUCCCAAUCCUGAUGAUCCUUUGGUGCCAGAGAUUGCUCAUAUGUACAAGACAGACAGAAACAAGUAUGAGACAACUGCAAGAAGCUGGACCCAGAAGUAUGCCAUGGGCUAAAUGAUUUCUGGUGCGUGCUAGGAGAAGGCCUUUUUCUAUAUUUUCAUUUUUGUCUUUCUGUUGUGUAUCAAUGUUCGGCUUUUCUCCAAUCAAAAUUGGGCUAAAGAAGUCCAUAAGAACACCCUAGUUAAAAGAGUAUGUUGCUUCCAAUUGAUGUAUGGAUAAUGCUAUGGGGAACUGUGCAAAUAUGUCCAUUCAAUGUCAGCUAAUGUACGCUGGAAUUGUUCAAA
This is a messenger RNA of Manihot esculenta (cassava), 867 nucleotides long. Its product is annotated as ubiquitin-conjugating enzyme E2 10. The record is from RefSeq and is a predicted model, not a curated record. Gene Ontology annotation, biological process: protein polyubiquitination. Gene Ontology annotation, cellular component: nucleus. Bases 191 to 637 code for a protein of 148 amino acids. Gene Ontology annotation, molecular function: ubiquitin conjugating enzyme activity. NCBI's taxonomy places the organism in Eukaryota, Viridiplantae, Streptophyta, Magnoliopsida, Malpighiales, Euphorbiaceae. The transcript is spliced from 5 exons.